AUGGUGCCGGUGGGCGACAAGAGCAGCACUGGGUCAUCGUCGGCGGCGUACAACGCGGCCGGCGCCGACAACCCCAAGGAGCGGCUGAAGGAGUGCUGCCGGAAGCUGGUGGCGUUCAUGUGCACGCAGGUGGGCGUCGGCGGCCUGGUGGUCGGCUACGCGGUGGUGGGCGCGUUCUGCUUCAUACAGAUCGAGGGCCAGGCGGGCGACGCGCAGCACCACGCCGUCCAGCAGCUCCGGCACAACUGUUCGGUGAACGUGUGGAACGCCACCAACACGUACAACGUGCUGUACCGGGAUAACUGGACGCGGCAGGUGACGGACGCGCUCACGCACUUCCAGGUCAACCUGGCGCUCAUCGUCAAGAAGGGCUACGACGGCCGGACCACCGAGGAGACGUGGUCGUUCUCCGCCGCGCUCAUGUUCUCCCUGUCCAUAUUCACCAUGAACGGUUACGGCAACGUAGUGCCCAAGACCAUGCUGGGCAAGGCCGCCACCGUCGUGUACGCCGUGUUCGGCAUACCCCUGUACGUGCUCUACUUCCGAAACAUGGGAAAGGUGUUGGCCCAGAGCUUCCGGUGGUUAUACACGUGGGUGUACCAGUGCAGCAUGGAGGACAAGGCCGGCGGCGGUGACCUGUACAACCAGCAGCUGCCCCAGAAGUCGAGGGUGAUCGUGCCGUCCACGGCUUGCCUGUGGGUGCUGGCGGCGUACGUGGCCACCGGCACGGUGACGUUCGUCACGCUCGAAGACUGGUCGUACCUGGACAGCACGUUUUUCUGCGUCACCAGCCUGUGCAAGAUCGGCAUCGAGAACUUCGUGCCGGUGGGCAGCAUCACGGACGCAGUGGCCGACCACCCGAUGAAGCUGGUCAUCAAGUUCGUUUACCUGCUGCUGGGCAUGGGAAUCAUAGCCAUGUGCUUCGAUCUGAUGCGCGAGGACGUCCAGGUCAGGGUGAGGAACCUGAAAAUGGACAUAGGCCUGUGCUUCGAAGACAUACGCCUGCGGGCCGUGGCCGUGUACAGACGCCGAAACUCAUUCGAUUGA
Messenger RNA from Macrosiphum euphorbiae (potato aphid), 1047 nucleotides. The record is from the annotation of a GenBank genome assembly. NCBI's taxonomy places the organism in Eukaryota, Metazoa, Arthropoda, Insecta, Hemiptera, Aphididae.